CCGAAUUCCGAUAUUCUUUGUUUAACCGUUGAGCAGAGUGAAAGCGUCGUCUGUUUCCUGCGAGAUAGAUUGUAAAUUAUAUUUUCGUUUUAAUUGUCUAAAGUGCAGCUGGAAACCAUUCAAAAUGAACUAGUUUAGAGUUGGUAGCGUAUUAAGCAGGCUUUGAGCCAAAGUGAAAACCAUAGCUGAACAUUUGAAAGAUCGUUCCUUUACGUUGUAUGUCGAAAAGAAGUGAUUCCGUUGAUAUAGUGAUGCAAUAGUCCGGCGUUGGUGUAGAUGCUAGAUGCGUAUUUAAAUAAGUGUAGCAAAUAUAUGGCCAUACCCUAGUGUUUCCCUAUUCCGAUUGUGAGAAGUCUAUCGGAAUAUAUACUAGGAAUAAACUAAUAAUCUGUGUCAUCCCAGUAACCAGUCAAUUGCAACAUUUGCAUAUAAAGUAUCCAAACCCCAAGUCUGCGGAUGUAAAUGCAAAGGAAGAAAGUUUGUUUCAUUUGAAAAACGAACAAACACACGUCCACGCAAGAGCGUUUUCGUUAUUGUGUGCGUACAAGCUUGCUCAUGUAGAGAACUGGCCAUAAAGGAAAAAGGAAAGGCUGAGUGGCGAGAGGAAGGGUAAAAAUUUGAAGAAGACAUCCAAGCGUUCAAAGCUCGCGUAGGAGCUGUUAGCAACAAACCAAUCGAAGAUACAUAAAAGCUAAACACCAGUAAACAGAUCCAAGUUGAACGGUUUGGACGAUGGUCAACCUAGAGUAAAACUUGACAAAACUGAAACAUCUGUGAUAAUUGUGUAGAUAUUAUUUACAAAUAAUUUAUUGUAGGAUGCUAUCGUGACGCAUCCGCGCUUUGCAGAGAAAAGUUCAAACAUAACGUAUAGUAACACCUAUGAAAUUGUGAAGCUCGAAAUCGAGCAAAAACGAGGGAACCCAAUUCCAAAGACAAAAAUCCGACAAUAAAACAGCGCCAUCAGCAUUGUGAUCUGCUUGUCAACCAGUUUUUCGAAAAAAAAAACUAAAUUACCAGCUCUCAACUAAACAACGCCGUUUAGCGUUCAGCGUUCAAACAUUUCAUCCUGUUGCGGUACAAUCAUCAACAAACCUUGGACUGGUAUUUGUAUGAGUGCACCCCAUCUCACUGUGGAAAUACAUGUAGCAAAACUCAAACUAAUCAGCUGAGAAAGUCUACACAGGCGUACGCACACUCUCACCCCAUGGCAAACCUGUGGUACUAGAGUACGGCAGCAGAGCCCUAGCGAUCUGAAGUCUCCACUCGACUCAUCAUUGUAGAAUCUAAUCCCGAAUCGAAUAGUUCUUUGUUACUGAUAUUGGGGUGAAGUAAAAGUGAGAGCCACAAUCACGGAAGCAUCCGGGUACUAGGCCAGCCCUCAGUAUGUCUGUCCCUGUACGCUGCUAUUCUGUCGAUACUAUGAACAACAACAUCGAUCAGCAACAGCACGUCGGCAUCAGCAGUGGCAGCGCCCGAAUGGAUGACGACGAGUCGAUGAUGCUGAGCAAAGUUCAAGUAUCCGAGGAGAUGCAACACAAUCAGCGGAUGUUGUUAGAGGGCCGGCUUGGGACACCGGAUGCUGCUGAUGCAGUUCUUAUGGUACCACCGCACGAUAGUCAGGCUAGCAACUAUCACCUGAUAACGUCCGGAGCGUCAACCAGCAACGACGACCACCUCACCGGAGGCGGUCUACAGGACUUGGCCGGAGCUAAGUCAUUAUCCCCGCAGAAACAACCACUAUUAGCAUUGACGCAGCUUCAGCCCGGAUUGACUUUCGAGCAGAUGAUGGUCAAACUAAGCGAGCUGCUCGCCUUGGAACCCAAGUAUCAGCCGAACCUCUAUCUGCCCCAGCAAUCAUGCAAUGGCGAAAUUACUAUCGGCACUCGAGACGGCGCGGCCCAUGUGUUGCGCUGCCUUAAGGUGUGGUACGAGCUGCCGAAUGAUGUCCUGUUUGCGGCCAUUAACUUGGUCGAUCGCUUCCUGACCAAGAUGAAGGUAAGGCCAAAACAUAUGGCCUGCAUCUCGGUUAGCUCCUUCCAUCUGGCAGUAAAGCAGUUGUCCCUACCGCAGAUCGACACUGAGGAUUUGGUCGCCAUUUCACAGUGUCGCUGCACGUCACGUGAUCUUGUACGAAUGGCGGACAUAGUUGCCAAUAAACUCGGCGUUCAGAUGAGUAGUGCUCCAGUUACAGCACUGUCAUUCAUUCGAUUGUUUUACUACAUUUUUGAGAACGCCGCGAAUGCUCUCGGGUUGACCGACUUCUUCUCGUCGGCCAUAUCAAUAGCGGACCUGGAAAUGCGUUUGGAGAUUCUAUCCUGCGAUGCCAGCUGCGCUAGCAUUCGUCCCUCGGAAUUGGCACUGGUCAUGAUUUUCACCCAGAUGGAUGCGCACGUUAGUGCAAACAAGGAGAAAGGGUUGUAUAAUCAGCAUAUUCAUGACUUGGUGGACUAUGCCAUUCAACUACAAAAGUUCUGUCGUAUUCCCGAUAGCAGCUUCUUCUACAGUCACAGUAUUGUCGCGAAAAUUCUUUCACAGUAUAACGGACAGCACAAGAUGCCGUAUAAGCAGCGGCUGGUAUGGAAACUGUCAUCCCGCACUAUGAAGGUACUGCGUCCGACGGACAAACUUACAUCGUACCUGCCCACGAUCGCGGAACAUCAUGCUCACAACAGUCACGUUAACAAUAACAAUCUUAGAUUUAGAACCGGUAGCGUUAGCUCCGAAGACGACGGCGAAGAUUGGCCCACUUCACCCAUUGUAGCAGUUUGUGAACAGUUUGACGAGUAAAACGACCCCCCUUAACCACAACGUUCAAACCGCUACAGCGCGCUUGUGUUAGUGGGCCUAGAAGGCCACAUUCUGAACGUCCUAAUUUUGUUAUCUCUGAGAACCCAUAAGUACUACAAUUGAAAUCAAUUUUGUUUUGUUCAACUGUGCUAUCCCUGUGCACAACGUAAAACCUGCUUUCGAAAAGAAGAAAUCUAAUAAUCGUGACCAUAAACUUUAACGAAGCGAACUGUGUGAGUGUUUUCUUUACUGAAAGAAGACUUUGAGACUUUUGCUGAUUAAAAGUGAAAUCGGAAAUUCGAGCACAAGAGAACGACGUCAUCAAACAGGACAUACUUGACCGGCAGUUACUGGAGUGGAGGUACGUGCAAGUAAGUGCUGUAUUCUGCGAGGCGGAUCAUCUACAGUACUACAAUCAACACAUUCAAACAAACCCACGCACGCACACUGUUUAAUGCCUGCGUAGUCCGUUGGUUGCCGUGUUAGCGGACGUUUUAAGUAUAACAACAACCAGACGUGAGUGCGUGCGUUAAUGUAAGCAUCGUAUUUGUCUAAUUUUGAUUAUAAAGCUAAACAAAACCUAAGACAAAAAACACAAAAAAACUGCAACAAAUAAUUUUCUGGAAAAAAUCCAAAAAAACAAUAAAGAAUUAAAAGGAUAAAAAUCAUAAAGAAAAUCAAAAAAAGUACAAAAUAUACAAAAAGUAAAAAAUCUAGAACAUAGGUGUUUAACGCAUAGGACGGGAACAGUUGAAAAGAAUAGGAACGAGAAUUAUUUAACCCAGGUUAAAACAGAAAACAGGCGCAAAAUCUUGACUAGUUAAAAUCUGUUCCAGCAGAAAACGAAUCUGAAGAUUUGUGGAAAUCAGUAGAAAAUCUCACAAACCCUUUGACCGUGACAUAUGUAUGUUUUGUAAACCGAAAACACUAUUUUACGAAGCCAGUACUGAUUGUGUUAUAAGAAAUUUGACGCAAUAAAGCAUACAACUGCGAAACAUAAAACGAUAAAGUACAUCUGAGCUUGUGUGAUUUUUGUAGUAGAUUUUCUCUUAUUGUUUCAACAACAGAAAAUACAACCAUCACUUAAAUUCUGAAUAAAACACAAUAAUCGUCAGUAUAAACGCAAACGCAUAAAUAUUACAAAAUACGUAUAAAUAACAAAUGACACGUUUCAAUCUGUGUAGUAGUGAAAAAUUGUUCCAUUCGCUUUCUAAAACACAGUGAAAAAACAUCUGCUAUAACCAAAUAUAACGAAGUAAUAAGAGAAAAUAGUAGAAAAUACAAUUGGUUCAGAAAAAUCAACAAAACUCAGCCAAAUUCAUCGCACGAUUUUUGUGUUUCAAUGUCGUCCCGUAGCAAUAGUUGUGAGAGGAAACGAUAUCAAAACAGUCGAUUAAGAAAGAAAAAAGGAAGGAAAGGAAAAAUAAGCCGAAAGUGUGAAAUCUCUUUCUCCGUGCCUAACCGAGGGCGAACGCGCAUCAUCAUUAAUUAACCGAGACACACCCCCCGCCGCCGUACCCUCUAACGUCCAUGGCACCCUGUAGUGUGACCUUUAACAUUCACAGGGCCAUGACAGUUGGGAGAAGAAGGAUGCAGAAUAAGACGAAAGUGUCGUAGCAACAGGGGGAUGAAACACCCUUAUAUCCGUAAUUCCAGUGCAUUCCAAUUCGCAGCCCUUACACCUUCGUCCAACCCGAGAGCAAAACCUGUUUCUCUAUCAAUUUUAUUCACUGUUGUCUUUGAUCUCGAAUACUCUCGAGUGUGGACAGUUUGGUGGAAUUGGCACGUUUGGAGUAUGCACCCUGAAACCUCGGAAACGGUUGAGAGUGUUUCAUCCCCGCAUACAUUGAAGCUGAAAGUUUAACAGCAAAAAUGAACAAAAUAGAACAAUUUUGGAACACAUUUUGUCUCCAAAAACAUACACAACAGAAUGUUUACGAGAAAAACAAAAAGUGGCAAAAGCUGGAGAGUAAAGUAUUUUUACUAUAAAAUAUUAAUUUAUAAACAAAGUUAUUGUGAUUCGAUUUAUUUAAAAAAUAACCCGAUUCAUAGAAGAAAUUCUGCAGAUAGGGGAGACAGUCAAAAGGUUAUCUUUUUAUGUAACUGAAAUCGUUAUUUUUAAAAAUAGUGAAAAACAAUACGGCAUGGUAAUCCGCUAAUCAUGUUCGUGUACCUUCCUCUCCUCUGUUUAUAUUUUUUGUAAAUUACGUUUUCCGUUUUUAAACAAAUUAUUUAUUUACAAAGCAAUCCAUUGAUGCGAAGAUACAAAACCUUAAAGAGAAAGAAAAAAGAGCGAUUAAACACUAAGCACGCUCUCACAUGUGCAAGUAGACUGUUGAACAGAGAUAGUUAAGAAGUCAACUGAAGAUAAACCGAAGAAGAGAUUUUUAUUCACCCAAGCUUCAUCUCGAGUGUGUUUUUCCACACAAAAGGAGCACACAAACAAGAAAAAAUAAACAUCGCACUUCAUAAUUCUCGUUCGUUUUUAUUUAUAGCAAUUUCGUGUAAUCGUACUUCCAAAAAACCAAACUUUUUUUAUUUUUAUAUGUAGUUGUACGCACCCCUCUGAUGCUUUUCCCCAUUUUCGGGGACAGUUUCUCUUGGCACCAGUUCUUAAAAUAUUGUCUUUUAGACUUCACUGGUGGAAACUGCAUUUCAUCUUUUUUUAGUAGUUCAGGCAAGAGAGAACUUUUCCCGUUUAUAUCAACUCCUCAUCCUUUCUAUACACAAGACAUCAGCUAGGAUUAUUCCAUAGAACUACUGAAUAAAAAGGAACUAGGAGAGCAAGAGCGGUAAUCUUUUCGUGAAAAGACUAUUUUGAUAGAAAGAACAAGCAAAGAGAAUAAUACACCACACUCAGCCAGAGUAAGAAUUUUAAAGGAAAUCAUGAAGGGUGGUGACAAUGAAAUAAUUGUGUAUGUAUAAUUUAUAUCUUGUAAGGUAUUUGAAAAAAGCGUGAAAAAUGCAAUUCAAUUUCAUUUGAAGACAAAUGAAGGAAAAAAUAAAUACUUUGGUUUAUUUAUAAACUUAA
Wyeomyia smithii (pitcher-plant mosquito) is the source of this 5818-nucleotide messenger RNA. RefSeq names its product cyclin G (gene CycG). Bases 1384 to 2787 code for a protein of 467 amino acids. Gene Ontology annotation, molecular function: cyclin-dependent protein serine/threonine kinase regulator activity. Gene Ontology annotation, cellular component: cytoplasm; cyclin-dependent protein kinase holoenzyme complex; nucleus. NCBI's taxonomy places the organism in Eukaryota, Metazoa, Arthropoda, Insecta, Diptera, Culicidae. The transcript is spliced from 7 exons. Gene Ontology annotation, biological process: regulation of cyclin-dependent protein serine/threonine kinase activity; mitotic cell cycle phase transition. The record is from RefSeq and is a predicted model, not a curated record.